GGGAGAGGAUGGAGAGAUGCGUGGAUCACGAUCACGGGAGGCUUUGAAUAUGACAUUACACCUUGCUUAAUUGAUACUCUCCUACUUUUACAGGAUAUUCUGCUACAAUAUAUAGGAGCUGCUUUGAGUUAAGCACCGUCGUACGCGUCUGUAUCCCAGUUGAACAGCUUCCUGGGCUUCGUGGACCGUAAACCUCGCCUCGGUCCCUCGCUGUCAUGUUAUAGUUUUACACGGACGAAUUUUAUUUAUUUAUUGAAUACAGGAAAUGUUGGAAUGGCCGCCUCAGGAGCACAUAGGUGUCCGAAGAGUGAGAAGUUGGACGAGGCACAGGCUUUGGCCAAGAGCUGCGCGGGGAGACCAGACUUCCUGCCUUGUGAUGGACUCUCCAUCUGCGCUACGCACAGCCAUGGGAAGUGCUUUAAGCUGCACUGGUGCUGCCACUUGGGCUGGUGUCACUGCAAGUACGUGUACCAACCCAUGACUAAUGUGUGCCACCUGCCUAGCACAGCCGUGCCCCCUGUCGGGACAGAGUACAGUAACACCAUUGACCUGUCUGUCUCUCUGGCUGAGCGCUUCCUCAAGCUCGCCCCCUGUUUUAAGUCCCCGCCUCACCUGGAGUCGCCCAAAUACUGCGUCAUCGCAGACCUGUUUGUGGACGACUACAUCGUCAAACGCAUCAACGGAAAGAUGUGCUAUGUGCAGCGCCCCCUUCCUGCAUUACCCGAACCGCCUCAUGCACCCACCCCUCACCCACCUGCUCCCGCUACACCUCAGAUGCCCCAGAAUCCCACUCAGCCUCGGCAAACAGUCAAGCCCACACCACCAAACCAACACACACCUGCGCCACCACCAGUCCAGCAGGUGUACAUUGAGCACAAACACCCAUCCCCCGUGGACAAGAUAAAGGGCACCAAAAUGGACCACUGCUCCUCUCCGUCCAGCUCUGAGGACUCCGGCAUCAACGCGCUGGGUCUGCACUACCUGGAGUCCUGUGAGGAGGAGAGCGAGGAGGAGGAGGACGACGACUUGUCCACAGAUGGAAACUCCAGCCCUGGCAGCCUCUGGGACCAGGACGACUGUUCUCUGCUCUCCCCAUCCAAGUCAAUGAUAGAAAUCAUCGAAAAGAUUGAAACAACUGUGUAGCUGACAUGGCGUUGUCAUUGACAGUGACUAUGUGGGCGUGUGAUGCACAGAGCAACAUCAUAUUAUUGAGAACAACCCUCCAGGAUGUAUUUUAGAUGGACCAAUACAAAACAAACCCCCUUCAAACACUUCAGCAGGGCUUUGUCGGGUUGUCGAAUUUGUUUUCCUGCAGGUGACCGAGGACUGUACACCUGCACUCACACACAGCCUUUCCUCUGUUCACAUCCCCUGCAUGCAGUGAAUUUCUGCAACUUUUUACAACAAAGGAGCAAAGGAGGAAGCACAAGAUUAUCAAGCACAUGCACAGUGGACCAAAUGAUACAUGCUAAAUAUAUCAUGAAGAAUUUAAAAUACAAAAAAGGAAUCAAUAAUAGGUGCACUUCUGCAGGAGGAAAGUGAGAGAAAACAUCAGACUUUUUGUGUGAGGUGUGGUUUAUAUUACUGGAGCUAAAUAACAUGUGAACAAAGGUGGUAUAAGUAGGUUUCCUGAUGAUAAUAAGCAGUUAGAUAAUUCUCAGUGUUCUCCAGUUGUCAAUCUGGCAGCAAGACUUUAUUCUAAUUUGACAUUCAAGUGGCAGAUAAGCACGCCAUUUCUUGUUCUCUGGGCAGUGGCUCCACCCACACAUAUAACUAACUCUGACAUUUCAGUGUAAUAACUACGAGGCCAGCUACCUCUCAUGGGUCUAAAGCACAGCAACCUUUAAACCUGUUAAUUACUCAGCUCAGAACUGUUGAACACCUGCAUUUAUCACGUUAAAAAGAUUUUUGGCUGUACUUGUCUGCACUUUAUUGACACUGACACAAAGGGUAGGUACUGUAGGUAGGUAGGUAGGUAGGUAGGUAGGUAGGUAGGUAGGUAGGUAGGUAGGUAGGUAGGUAGGUCUGUUGGUAGGUCAGUUUUCGACAAUCAAGGAUUACACAGAAGCACAUUCCUAUGCUGAACCUGCCAGUGAGGACCAAGGAUACUCUUAAUAAAAACAUUAAUCAGACACAAACACAUAGUGCGAAACACCUUUUCUGGGGAAGCUGAACUGAAUCACAGUGCUGUUCAGGGUUGAAUGGGGCGUUAAGCAAAACAUGACUUGCACUUACCUCUAUUAGCAACCAAGAAAUUAAAUAGCAUUGAUGUGUCUACAGUGGCCUGAAACUUACAUAAGUUGGAGUCGCAAUGUCACAACUCAGACUAGUGAGACACCCGGUGAAGGGGGACUAUAUCUAAUAUUUACGUAUAAACCUAUAUUAUAAUAAAACUGCAUUAUUAUUUGCUUUUUGGGCUUCAGAGUGAAACGUCUUGUGAUGCCAGCUGGAAGUGGAGUCUUGGAAAGGUGUGCAGGCUAGGCUAGACUUGUGUGUCACAGUUAUUUUGUGCCACGAGGGAGUCAAAAUUUCCAUAAAUGCAACUUUAAAGAGCGAUUACAGUACGUGUUGUGAUGUUAUGAUGGACAUAAUGUUAUAAGAAAUGCACUUACAUAUGAAAUGAAUAGGACAGCCCCUUAUUAGUCAGUUAGUAAAAUGAAACUGGGCUAGAUAAAAUAUCUUUUUUUAGUCUUUUAAUUUUCCUUUUCAAUGUUUAAAGAGUUAUUUCCUGGAGUUAUGAGCAAAAUUCACUCAAUUGUUCACAAAUGUGUAUUGCUACAAUGCUACAAACACUAGGUGUAGAAAAGGGGGAAAAAAGAAGAAAAAGUAAUUUUGCAUGAAGUUCCUCAUGUCAAAAUAAUGAUUUAGUAACUAAUUUGUGAUUCAGAGUGUUCAAAGAGCAGAUAAAUCCUGUAUCUGUUAUUCAGUAAAGUGUUUUUUAUUCAGGGGCGGCCCUUGAAGUUACACUGAACACAGUCCCUCUUAAUAAAGGUUAAAACAUGUCUUAUGUUCUUAUUAUUGUUAUAUUAUUUUCAUAUGAAUAAAUCUUAAUGAAACUCA
Messenger RNA from Scomber scombrus (Atlantic mackerel), 3060 nucleotides. Its product is annotated as UPF0524 protein C3orf70 homolog B. The transcript has 2 exons. The coding region runs from base 274 to 1143 and encodes 289 amino acids. The record is from RefSeq and is a predicted model, not a curated record. Lineage: Eukaryota; Metazoa; Chordata; Actinopteri; Scombriformes; Scombridae.